This is a messenger RNA of Solanum dulcamara, 3282 nucleotides long. RefSeq lists its product as uncharacterized. The coding region runs from base 1 to 3282 and encodes 1093 amino acids. The record is from RefSeq and is a predicted model, not a curated record. The transcript is spliced from 3 exons. NCBI's taxonomy places the organism in Eukaryota, Viridiplantae, Streptophyta, Magnoliopsida, Solanales, Solanaceae.
AUGGAUAAAAGUUGGUUGAAUAUUAGGAAUAGAGUUGACCAAAAAUAUAGAGACGGAGUAGAAGGUUUUCUUAAUUGGGCAUUCAGUCAACCGAAGGUGAACACUAUGAUUCGAUGUCCUUGUAAAGGAUGUAUGAACAUUGUGUUUAAGCUAAGAAUUGAUAUAAGAGUAUACUUAUUGAAGAAGGGAUUCUGGGAUUCUUAUAAGGUGUGGGACUUGCAUGGAGAAGUGUUGGUUAGAGUUGAAAAUUCUAAUGUCGCACUUAAUGAUGAAGUAGAAGUUGAUAGCGCUGAAGAGGAUGACAUUACUCAAAUGAUCCAUGAUGCUUGUGGAUAUAUGAAUCUGGAUAAUAAUGCCACUUAUUCGGAGGAAAAUGAAGAGCCAAAUAUGCAUGCUACAAAGUUCUACAAAUUGUUAGAAGAUGGUAAGACAGAACUUUAUCCUGGUUGCACAAAAGUCUCAAAGUUGUCUUUUGUUGUUAAAUUACUUCACUUGAAGUCACUUAACCAUUGGAGCAACAAAUUGAUGGAUGAAGAGGAUGAUAUUACUCAAAUGAUCCAUGAUGCUUGUGGAUAUAUGAAUCUGGAUAAUAAUGCCACUUAUUCGGAGGAAAAUGAAGAGCCAAAUAUGCAUGCUACAAAGUUCUACAAAUUGUUAGAAGAUGGUAAGACAGAACUUUAUCCUGGUUGCACAAAAGUCUCAAAGUUGUCUUUUGUUGUUAAAUUACUUCACUUGAAGUCACUUAACCAUUGGAGCAACAAAUCGAUGGAUGAGUUAUUAAGGUUCUUUAAAGAAGUUCUUCCCGAGGGGUCAUUUGUACCUAGUUCUUUCUAUGAAGCAAAGAAAGUUCUUCGUGACCUAGGCUUGGGAUAUACCAAAAUAGAUGCAUGCCAGAAUGAUUGUAUUUUAUAUUGGAGCGAUUAUGUCAAUGCUCAAUCAUGUCCUAAGUGUGGCAAGUCUAGAUGGAAGUCAGUAAAACCCAAAGGCAAGAAAGUAGCUCAUAAAGUGUUGCGAUAUUUUCCAAUCAAACCAAGGCUUCAAAGAUUAUACAUGGCAAAAGAGACAUUAAAGAAGAUGAGGUGGCACAAGGAGGAGAAUAUUGAUGACGGUGUCAUGCGUCAUCUAUCUGACUCAAUAGAAUGGAAAUCUUUCAAUGAGUGUCAUCCUAUUUUUUUAGCUGAGUUAAGAAAUGUGCGAUUAGGUUUAGCAAGUGAUGGGUUUCAACUUUUUGGAAAUAUGAGUUCCAAUUAUAGUAUAUGGCCUGUCGUUCUAGUUACAUAUAAUUUGCCACCAUGGGAUUGCAUGAAAGAUCCAUAUUUCAUGAUGACACUUCUUAUUCCAGGACCUAAGUCUCCAGGGAAUGAUAUUGAUGUAUAUUUACAACCAAUGAUUGAUGAGUUGAAGGAAUUAUGGGAUGGGGUGGAGACUUAUGAUGCACACUCAAAAUCUAAUUUUCUUAUGUGUGUGGCUCUGCUCUGGAUGAUUAAUGACUUUCCAGCAUAUGGAAACCUUUCAGGAUGGUCAACUAAAGGCAAGCUUGCAUGUCCCUGUUGCCAUAAAGACACACAAUCAAUUUCCUUACGCAACAAAUUGUGUUAUAUGGGGCAUCGUUGCUUCCUUCCCAUGAACCAUCCAUGGCGUAAAAAUACGAUGUUAUUUGAUGGGAAAGUGGAAAUGGGGAUCGCACCUAGCCCUUUAACAGGUGAUGAAGCACUUAUGCAAUUACAUGAGUUGGGCAAUGUGAGUUUUGGUAAAGUGCAAAAGCGAAAGCGUAAUGUUUCUAACAAUGCUUAUAAUUGGAAGAAGAAAAGUACAUUUUUUCAAUUACCUUAUUGGAAGAGUCUUAAGUUAAGACAUAACCUUAAUGUGAUGCACAUAGAAAGAAAUGUAUCCGACAAUAUUUUAUCAACUGUGAUGAGUAUGGUUGGUAAGACAAAUGACACAUUGAAAAGUAGAUAUGAUUUGGUGGACCUUGGUAUUAGGCAAGGGUUGCAUCCAAUUGAGGACGGGGAUAAUAUUUUGUUGCCGGCAGCUUGCUAUGCAUUGUCCCCUCAAGAGAAGUUGAAGUUAUGCAAUUUCUUAGCUAAUUUCAAGGUUCCAGAUGCCUUUUCAUCAAAUAUUUCAAGGUGUGUUAAUGUACUUGAAAAACAAAUACAUGGAUUGAAGUGUCAUGAUCAUUAUGUAUUAUUGCAAGAUAUUUUACCCGUAGCUAUACGUGGUUUGUUACCUAAGGAAGUGUGUGAACCAAUUAUAGCCUUAGGUAAUUUUUUCAAGAAUCUAUAUGCUAAGUGCCUGAAAAUUGAAGAUCUUGAUAUCCUAGAAGCUGAAAUUCCUAUCAUAUUAUGCAAACUUCAAAUGGUUUUUCCUCCGGCAUUUUUUGAUAUCAUGAUUCAUUUGCCAAUACACUUGGAAAGAGAGGCAAAACUUGGUGGACCAGUUCAAUACCGGGAUAUGUACCCUAUUGAGAGGUAUUUGCGAACACUUAAGGGAGAUGUUCGCAACCCAGGUCAUCCAGAAGGUUCAAUUGCUGAAGGUCAUAUGAUAUUUGUACUAUCUGCACAAGGACGCGCAACAGAUGAGCUCAUAAGCUUAGCCAUCGGCCCAAAACCAUUGGUGCAUCGAUAUUCAAUAUUUAUGGUGAAUGGAUUUAGGUUUCAAACGAAAGAACUUGUGAGAAAAACACAGAACAGUGGAGUACUUGUUAGGGGAGAUGAUGCCGACUCUAAUAAGGAGUAUUAUGGUGUAUUGGAGGACAUUUAUGAGUUGCGUUAUGUGGGAAACAGAAAAGUUUAUCUAUUCAAGUGUCAUUGGUGGGAUGUGGCUCGCCUAGGAAGAGGAUAUAAGAUUGACAGUUAUGGGUUUACAAGUGUGAAUACUCAUUGUGCUUUGAAUACAAAUGAGCCAUUUGUGCUGGCAUCUCAAUUUGAGCAAGUUUUUUACUUGAAUGACACGAUUGAUAAAGAUUGGCUCGUUGUUGUAAAGACAAAUCCCCGUGACCUUUUUAAUAUGCCUGAAGUUGAAGAAGAAUUAAUAAAUGAAGAAGUUUAUCAACAAGAGGAAGUAGAAUGUAAUAUCUUGAGUAUCAAUGACCAAGAAAUUGGUAUUGCGGUGUCUUUACAUAGGGAUGAUAUUGAACCACAAACUAUUUUGCGUACUAAUGAUGAAGAAAAUCAGGAUGAUGAUUUUAUUAAUGACAAUAAUAUAGAUGUAUCUGAGAAUGAAGAAAGCGAAGAAGAGUUAAUUGAUGAUAAUGAUGGAGAUGACAGUGAUACAUCCUUUUGA